Messenger RNA from Harpia harpyja (harpy eagle), 833 nucleotides. Its product is annotated as calmodulin, striated muscle. The record is from RefSeq and is a predicted model, not a curated record. Bases 57 to 506 code for a protein of 149 amino acids. The transcript is spliced from 2 exons. Gene Ontology annotation, molecular function: calcium ion binding. Gene Ontology annotation, biological process: regulation of ryanodine-sensitive calcium-release channel activity. Lineage: Eukaryota; Metazoa; Chordata; Aves; Accipitriformes; Accipitridae.
CUCCCCGCCGGCACCGCGGCGUGCCGGGGCAGAGCCGCGUGCGAGCGGGGAGCGCCAUGGCCGAGCGGCUGUCGGAGGAGCAGAUCGCCGAAUUCAAGGAGGCUUUUUCCCUUUUUGACCGGGAUGGAGACGGUUGCAUCACUACGAAGGAGUUGGGCACCGUCAUGCGGUCGUUGGGGCAAAACCCUACCGAAGCGGAGCUGCAGGACAUGGUGGGGGAGGUGGAUGCCGAUGGCAGCGGCACCAUCGACUUCCCUGAGUUCCUCUCGCUGAUGGCGAGGAAGAUGAGGGACACAGACAGCGAGGAGGAGAUCCGCGAGGCUUUCCGCGUCUUCGAUAAGGACGGCAAUGGCUACAUCAGCGCGGCGGAGCUGCGGCACGUCAUGACCAACUUGGGUGAGAAGUUGACGGACGAGGAGGUGGAUGAGAUGAUCAAGGAGGCCGACUGCAACAAUGACGGGCAGGUCAACUACGAGGAGUUUGUGAGGAUGAUGACGGAGAAGUGAGCCCCCCCCCCCCGCCACCCACCUCCAACCCCAUCCCACAGGGAACAGAGGUCAUGGUGGUCCCCCAGCCCCUUCAUCCCCUGCUGCCUUCUCUCCGCCAUUCUGGGCUGGAAAAUCCUCUUUUAUCCCAGCCGGAGCGUCACCAGCCAGCGUCUGCAUCGGAUGCGGGCAUCCUACCUGGCAGGAUGGGGCUCAGGGUGCAGAUGGACACGGGGGGUCUCUUCCCCCUGCCCCCCCAUGAGACGCACCUCUCAUGUCCAUAGAGGUGCCAGUGGCCAUCGCGCAUCCCCUGGCACCACGCCGAGUCCAAUAAAGAAAUGUCCCCCC